AUGGCGAUGAACAAGUUUCGUCUUGCCCUGCUACAACUUGCAGUGACGCCCAACAUUUCGAAAAACCUCGAAAGAGCGAGUGAGUUAAUCAAAGAGGCGGCGCCUGCGGGAGCGAAGAUGGUCUGCCUGCCAGAAUGCUUCAGCUUCCCGUACGAGCCGAAGUACAUCGUAAAGUACGCCGAGCCGAUUCCGGGGAAGUCCAGCGAGAUGCUGUCACGCUGGGCCAGCGACAACCAGGUCUACCUCAUUGGCGGAACGUUGUCGGAGAGGGAGGAUGACAAACUCUACGCCGCCUGCUUGGUCCACGGACCGGACGGUUCACUGCUGGCCAACACUCUAAAAAAAAAGGAAGUGAAGCACCGCAAAGUACACCUCUACGCGACCGACGUCCCCAGCAAGUUCACGUUGAGCGAGGCGGGCUUUUUAACACCGGGCGACAAAGUGACCACCUUCGACACACCAUUCUGCAAAGUGGGCGUCGGAGUAUGCUACGACAUCGUGUUCUCGUCCUUUGCCGAGCUGUACGAGCGGCUCGGCUGCAAGUUGAUGGUGUACCCGGCAGCGUUCAACAUAUACAACGGUCCGUUGUACUGGGAGCUCACUUCGAGGGCUAGGGCGGCUGAAUACCAGGUCUACGUGGCGUCCGUGUCGCCCUCGAGGGACGAAACGGCCUACUACGUCCUCUGGGGACACAGCAUGCUGGUAGAUCCCACUGGUAAGGUGGUCCGGUCGGCUGGGGUCGAUGAAGAGAUCGUGCUUGCUGAUGUCAAUAUAGACUACCUGGAUGCGGUGAGGCAACAGCUGCCCGUUGCCAAACAGAGGAGGAACGACCUGUACGAAGUAGUCGUCCCCAAGGACGCGGAAACUAACGUGGCGCCUUCUGACGGAGUGUAA
Molecule: messenger RNA, 894 nt
Organism: Ixodes scapularis (black-legged tick)
Lineage: Eukaryota; Metazoa; Arthropoda; Arachnida; Ixodida; Ixodidae
Product: omega-amidase NIT2-like
Exons: 2
Coding region: 1-894 (297 amino acids)
Biological process (GO): oxaloacetate metabolic process; L-glutamine metabolic process
Cellular component (GO): mitochondrion
Molecular function (GO): omega-amidase activity
Source: RefSeq, a predicted model, not a curated record